Messenger RNA from Python bivittatus (Burmese python), 1836 nucleotides. RefSeq names its product collagen like tail subunit of asymmetric acetylcholinesterase (gene COLQ). NCBI's taxonomy places the organism in Eukaryota, Metazoa, Chordata, Lepidosauria, Squamata, Pythonidae. Gene Ontology annotation, biological process: extracellular matrix organization. Gene Ontology annotation, molecular function: extracellular matrix structural constituent conferring tensile strength. The record is from RefSeq and is a predicted model, not a curated record.
CAGCUCACAGCCAGAAUGGUCAUCGUCAGCUGGAUUGCAUUCGGAUUUUAUCUUCAGCUCCUUUUCUGCUUGGCUGUGUCUCCAACCUCUUUUGUCGACAGUGUUUUCUCCAUUUCAGCAGCCCUCCCUUGUCUGGACCAGAAGAAACGGAUCAAUAAUAACGGAGGAUGCUCUUUUCUCGCUCUUGCUCUUCCUCCUCCUCCUCCCCCUCCGCCACCGCCACCAUUAUUUCUUCCACCACACUUCAUGCAAGGAUGGGAUUCUAUGUUUUCUCUGGAUCUGAAAAACUUGUGUCAAGAGCUUCAGAUAACACAGCCUCCAUGUGUAGAAUCGGUGUGUCCUCCAGGACCUCCUGGUCCCCAGGGCCCACAAGGUAUUCCUGGUGUGAAAGGACCAAAGGGAGUAAAAGGUGAGAUUGGAAGACCAGGAAGAAAGGGCAGUCGAGGUCCUCCAGGGGUCCCUGGGAUGCCAGGAUCUAUUGGAUGGCCUGGUCCAAUGGGACUGAAGGGUGAAAAGGGCGAUUUAGGCUUGAUGGGAUGGCCAGGCACAAGAGGACCAAUGGGCUUCAAGGGUAACCCAGGAGGUGGAGGAGAAAAGGGAGCUCAAGGACAGAAAGGAGUCAAAGGCAGCAAAGGUGAUAAGGGAUACAUAGGUUUCCCUGGAAUGUUGGGGCAAAAGGGAGAAAUGGGUCCAAAGGGAGAACCAGGUGCAACAGGACACAGAGGACCGACUGGACGGCCAGGGAAACGAGGCAAACAAGGACAAAAAGGAGAUAUAGGACCCCCUGGAAGUACAGGCCCACCAGGUAGGCCUGGUUCUCCUGGAGCAUCGGAUCCACCAGGACAGUUAGUAUCAGGGCAAAUAAUGGGGCCAAAAGGGGAAAGAGGGCUCCCAGGACCUCCAGGGAAAUGUCUCUGCAACUCUCAACAAAAUGUGAAUGGCCCACCAUAUGAGGAACCACUGCUUGGAGAGGCCUAUUCCAAAGUACCUGCAAUUUUUGUAGUGAAUAAUCAGGAAGACCUGGACAGAUUAAACACAGAAAAUGCUCUAGCAUUUCGAAGAGAUCAGCGAUCUUUAUAUUUUAAAGAUACUUCUGGAUGGUUUCCAAUCCAGCUAAAGCCUUCCUAUCCACUGGAUCAUCUGAUAGGAGAUAGUAACAUCUGUGGAGAUGGCGUCAUCCAAGAUGGAGAAGAAUGUGAUGAUGGCAAUACCAUUGUGACUGAUGAUUGUAUAAGAUGCCACCAUGCUUAUUGUGGGGAUGGCUAUCGGCGUGAAGGUGCAGAAGAAUGUGAUGGGAAUGAUUUUGGAUACUUAACAUGCAAAACGUAUCUUCCUGGGUCUUAUGGAAAAUUACGCUGCACUUCUUAUUGUUACAUUGACUCUACUGAUUGUCGCUAUUUUACAUGAAAGAUGGGCAGUGAGAGAGGACGAUCCCAUCUAUGAUAUGCAUGCAUCAGGUGCUACAUUAUCAUCAAACCAAGACUGGGCAAUAGAGAAACAACCAACGAUGAAACAACCAUUGUCAUGUUGCCAUGGUGAUUGGAGAUAAGUGUUAAUUGCCUACUCACACUGAAAGAAAAUCGGACCAUUCUGUCCCGUCUUAAUAGAAAACGUUCAGUGAUAGUAACGCUCAAGACUUGCCUUUUCCAUGACUGAGUACGGGAAUCUUCCUGUGCAUCAAGAACAAAACCAAACCAAAGGAACACUGUAUUUGACUUCAUACUGUUAGGUUAUUAAAAUACAAUAAUACCUCAAUUUAGCACUGUUAGUUCUAUAAAUAAGCUCUUCAGGUUUUCUUAACAAGACUUUUCCAGGAUAAACACAAAGCAUAUUCUG